Messenger RNA from Lytechinus pictus (painted urchin), 1490 nucleotides. Its product is annotated as polypeptide N-acetylgalactosaminyltransferase 5-like. Gene Ontology annotation, molecular function: polypeptide N-acetylgalactosaminyltransferase activity. Lineage: Eukaryota; Metazoa; Echinodermata; Echinoidea; Temnopleuroida; Toxopneustidae. The transcript has 7 exons. Gene Ontology annotation, cellular component: Golgi apparatus. The record is from RefSeq and is a predicted model, not a curated record. The coding region runs from base 6 to 1025 and encodes 339 amino acids. Gene Ontology annotation, biological process: protein O-linked glycosylation.
AGCCGAUGUUAGAUCUCAUUCACCAAGGUCCUACGACGGUCGUAUCACCGAUCAUUGACACCAUCGACCCGGAGACAUUCGGCUUCCAAGACGGCUCCUUAUCAAGGGUCUCCUUUAGAUGGAGCUUGGAGACUAGACGGAUCAUUCUCAGCAAGAUGGAAAAAGCAGAUAGACUCAACCCCUUGGAGCCUGUCAGAUCUCCUCUUACAAACGGAGGAAUCUUUGCUGUCAGUAAGUCAUUCUUUGAGAAGGUUGGAGGUCUUGACGCAGGGCUUGACGCAUGGGGAGCUGACGCACUCGAUUUCUCGUUUAAGACCUGGAUGUGUGGUGGUUCAAUCUACAUCGUUCCGUGUAGCCGGGUCGGUCACGUGACCCGUAAGGCCCCACCAUACUCGUCCCCGGGUUCGCUCGAGACGUCGUAUCAGCGUAACUUGGUGAGGAUUGCCGAAACAUGGAUGGGCGAGUACAAAGAGGAGUUUUAUUCCGCGGUGCCAGAUGCCAGAGACAGGUACUUUGGUGAUAUUUCAGAGAUCGAAAGUAUGAAGACACGUCAAAAUUGUCACAGCUUCGACUGGUAUCUAAAUCACGUGACACCGUCGCUCCUAGCAACAUCCAACAACGCAAGAAGAGCAUGGGGUCGGGUUCAUAACCAAAAUCAUGAUUUGUGUUUCGUACCAAGUGGAGAGGGUAAAAGGUUAUCAGUAGACACUUGCAGCGACGACGGUAAAAAACAGGCAUUAUUACUCACCAAAGAUUUUGAGAUCCGCUUUGAAGAUCUGUGCCUGGAUCUCUCAGACUAUAGGAUAGGACAGCAAGCGACCUUAGAAGCAUGUCACGGGAUGGCGGGAACACAAGAGUGGAUACAUUCGAAGCCCGGUCAAAUAAAACAUCGUGAGAGUGGAUAUUGUUUGGACGUAGCGAUGGGACGAAUCUACAAGGCAAGACUCAUCACAAACGAAUGUAGCAGGGAUUCAGGCACGCAGAAAUGGGAGUUUAGACAUUACACGAAACGAAUGAACCAUUGAUGGAUUCAAUAUUUUCACUUUAGUGGUGACAUAUUAUUUUGUGCAGUACUGAAAUUUGCUAAAGAUUCUCAACAUGUGCAGGACUGCUGAGAUGGAGAAUGUUUGUACUUCCAAAAAUGAAUAAGUGUUUCAGGAAAAUUUUCAAAAUAAACAAACAGAAGAUGACAUCAGAAGAAAAAGAGGAAGGAGGAGAAGAAAAAGAAGAAGAAGAAGAAGGAGUAGAAGAAGAAGAAGAAGAAGAAGAAGAAGAAGAGGAAAAAGAAGACAAAGAAGAAGAAAAGAAGACAAAGAAGAAGAAAAAAGAAAAUUAAUCAAAUGUCUUUAUUUAAACAUCCUGACAACUUACAGGGUAUUGUCCCAUUUUCACUUGUAUGAAUGUUUUAUGCUAUUGUCUACAUUUGCUUCAGAUCUUUUUGAAUAGUGUAAAUAUUAAUGCAAUAAACUAUAAAUGAUUUUUGUACUGUA